This is a messenger RNA of Scomber japonicus (chub mackerel), 2456 nucleotides long. RefSeq names its product DEAH (Asp-Glu-Ala-His) box polypeptide 40 (gene dhx40). Gene Ontology annotation, molecular function: ATP binding; RNA binding. NCBI's taxonomy places the organism in Eukaryota, Metazoa, Chordata, Actinopteri, Scombriformes, Scombridae. Gene Ontology annotation, cellular component: intracellular anatomical structure. The transcript has 17 exons. The coding region runs from base 157 to 2379 and encodes 740 amino acids. The record is from RefSeq and is a predicted model, not a curated record.
CGAGCAUGUCGUUUUCUAAACGACAGGAGUAAAAUAAAAAGAAGUCGCAACUUUAUGAAGUAUAAUACGAGAUAGAUACAGACGAGAACUAGGCCGUGUUCCGCAUGAUUUAAGUCAGUAUUUUGUUCGUGUGGUCUGAUAUCUGCUGGGUCCGUUAUGUCCAAAUCAACGAGACGGGAACCAAAAGAAAAGGAGUCGCAGCAGCUGCCUAUCUAUCAGUACAAAGCCAGACUGGUUCAGGCUGUCAAAGAUGCCACUUUCCUGGUUGUCACCGGUGAGACUGGCAGCGGGAAAACCACACAGCUUCCACAGUAUUUGCAUCAAGCAGGUUUAUGUAAAGAUGGUAAAAUUGGCAUCACCCAGCCCCGCCGGGUAGCUGCCAUCACAGUGGCCCAGAGGGUAGCUCAGGAGAUGCAGUGCACUCUGGGUAGAGAAGUGGGCUACCAAGUACGCUUUGAUGACUGCACAUCACAGGACACAGAGGUGAAGUACAUGACAGAUGGAUGUUUGCUGAGGGAGAUCCUGGCAGACCCUGGACUCUCUCAGUACAGUGUUGUAAUCUUGGAUGAAGUCCAUGAACGAAGCCUCAACACAGAUAUACUCCUGGGUCUACUGAAGAAAGUCUUCUCCAACCCUGCUAAAGCCAUGAAGGGCCGAUUUUUCCCGCUGAGGGUGGUGGUGAUGUCAGCAACCUUGGAAACAGACAAACUUUCGUCCUUUCUUGGUGACUGUCCCGUCUUCACUAUUCCUGGAAGAACUUUUCCUGUCACCUGCACAUUUGGCUCAGCUGUAGGACCUAAAGACACAGAGAGCACAGGUUAUGUCAAAGAGGUUGUGAAAGUUGCCCUUGAUGUGCACACCAGUGAAAUGGCCGGGGAUAUUCUUGUGUUUUUAACAGGUCAGUCAGAAAUUGAGCGUGCCUGUGACUUGCUGUAUGAAAAAGCUGAGUCCAUAGACUACCGCUACGAUGUGCAGGACCAGACAGUGGAGGGCCUUCUUAUUUUGCCCCUUUAUGGAUCCAUGCCAACUGACCAGCAGAGGCAGAUCUUUCAGCCUCCGCCGCCAGGAAUUAGGAAGUGUGUGGUGGCCACUAACAUUGCAGCAACAUCUCUCACCAUCAAUGGCAUAAAGUAUAUUAUAGACAGCGGGUUUGUCAAACAGCUCAACCACAACUCACGGGUGGGCAUGGAUAUUUUGGAAGUGGUGCCGAUUUCACAGAGCGAGGCUCAGCAGAGAGCAGGCCGAGCUGGAAGAACCUCAGCCGGGAAAUGUUUUCGGAUCUACAAUAAGGAAUUCUGGGAGAAGUGCAUGCCUGAAUAUACAGUUCCAGAGAUCCAGAGGACGAGUCUAACCGCAGUGGUACUCACUCUCAAGUGCCUGGGUGUUCAUGAUGUCAUCAGGUUCCCUUAUCUGGACAGUCCAGAGGAGAGGUUUAUCCUAGAAGCACUAAAACAGCUCUAUCAGUUCGAUGCUAUCGACAGGAGAGGUAGAGUAACACAGUUGGGGGAGCUGAUGGUGGAGUUCCCUCUGCACCCAGGCCUCACCAGAGCUGUGCUUAAAGCCGCCUCACUCAACUGCCAGGACCUGCUGCUCCCUGUGGCUGCCAUGCUGUCUGUUGAGAACAUCUUCAUCCGGCCAGGCCACCCUGAGAAGCAGAAAGAGGCAGAUAUGAGGCACAGAGCGCUGGCUUCCAAGGGCGGCGGCAUGAACGACUUUGCAACACUUCUGAGUGUGUUUCAGUCGUGUAAAUCCAGUGAUAGACCGUCAGCAUGGUGUAAAGAUAACUGGGUCCACUGGAGGGCACUGAAGUCAGCCUUCAGUGUAGAGACUCAGCUGCGAGAGAUCCUCCUCCGCCUCCAGCAGAAGAGAGAUUUCCCUACAGAAACAUUUGAUGGCAAUAAGAAUGAAGUCUUUAGACGAUGCCUGUGCACAGGAUACUUCACCAAUGUAGCAAGAAGGUCUGUUGGAAAGACGUUUUGCACAAUGGAUGGCCAUGGAUCCAUGGUUCACAUUCAUCCAUCAUCAUCCCUGUUUGACCAGGAAGGAGAGCUGAACUGGAUCAUCUUCCAUGAUGUGCUGGUGACCUCAAGGGUGUAUGUCCGGACAGCGUGUCCUAUUCGAUACGAGUGGGUGAAGGACCUAUUACCAAAACUCCAUGAGGUGGACGUUUAUGAACUGAGCAGUGUAGCAAGAGAAGAAGUGACGAAUGAUGAGAUGAUAAAAUGGGAGACAAGGGAGGCGGCCAAAAGACAACCAGAGGUUUCUACUGAGGAUGUUUUGAAGAAGCUGGAGAAGCGAAACAACGAAGCCGCAGUCAGUGAUGCACGCGCUCGCUACCUGCAACGAAAGCAACAGAGACAACAGAGUAAAGCUGUCUGACAGAACCACACCUUCAACGACACACCACAAAUGAACAUUUUUGAAAAAAUGUUUUAAUAAUAAACAGUUUUGUUAUA